AUGGGUAAAACAUAUUUCAUUACAGGUGUUAAUCGUGGUAUUGGUUUCGAAAUCGUCAAGAAGUACCUUGAAGCUGAUUCAUCAAAUAUUGUUAUUGGUACAGCUCGUAAUCCAUCAAAAGCCACAGAAUUACUUGAAUUGGAAUCAAAAUAUAAAGGUCAAUUACACAUUAUUCAAUUAGAUGUUUCUGACUUAAAAUCAAUUGAUUCUAUUGAUUCUCAAAUCAAGGAAGUUGCUAAAGAUGGUAUUGAUGUUUAUAUCUCAAAUGCUGCUUAUUCUGCACCAGGUGCCGCUAAAAAGGUUUUAGAGUUAGAAAGACAAAUUUGGAUUGAUCAUUAUAUUGUUAAUGUUUUGGGUCCUUUUGAAGUUUUGAGAGUUAUUAAACCAUAUUUGUUGAAAAAAGAGACUAAACAUGUCGUUAUCAUCUCAAGUCUUGCUGGGUCAUUAAGCCAAAAUUUCCCUAUUUCAACAGGUCCUUAUGGUCAAAACAAAGCUGCUUUAAAUCAUGUUGCCAUCACUUUAUCACAUGAGUUAUCUCCUGAAGGUAUUACUGUUGUUGCUGCUCAUCCAGGUCUUGUUGACACUGAAAGUGGAAGAGAAGUUUUAAAGGAAUAUGUUGAAUAUAAACCUGAACUUUCUGCUCUAUUGAACAAUUUACCAUUUGAUAAAAUUACCCAAGAAGAAAGUGCAAAAGGGUUGAUUGAUACUGUCAUUGAUCCAUUAACUAAAGAACAAAACGGUAAGUUUUUGAACUAUGAUGGUGCUGAAUUACAAUGGUAA
This is a messenger RNA of Hansenula ciferrii, 780 nucleotides long. Its product is annotated as SDR family oxidoreductase. The coding region runs from base 1 to 780 and encodes 259 amino acids. The record is from RefSeq and is a predicted model, not a curated record. Lineage: Eukaryota; Fungi; Ascomycota; Saccharomycetes; Phaffomycetales; Wickerhamomycetaceae. The transcript has a single exon.